Salpingoeca rosetta is the source of this 1983-nucleotide messenger RNA. RefSeq lists its product as uncharacterized. The record is from RefSeq and is a predicted model, not a curated record. The transcript is spliced from 17 exons. Lineage: Eukaryota; Choanoflagellata; Craspedida; Salpingoecidae. Bases 1 to 1983 code for a protein of 660 amino acids. Gene Ontology annotation, biological process: cristae formation.
AUGGCUGAGGCCAACAGCAAUGGCGACGCUGCCCACGGCGGCGAAGACUUUUACGCUCUGCUCAACGUGUCGCGUGAUGCACGUGUUGAGGAAAUCCGCAGCGCGUACCGGCAGAUGUGCAUGCUGUACCACCCCGACAAGCACACGGACCCAGCCAAGCAAGAGCUGGCCCGCGAGAUGUUUCCCAGAAUACAGCGCGCCUACGAAGUGCUGUCUGACGAGCAGCAGCGUGCCGUGUACGACAUCUACGGAGAAUCGGGCCUCACCGCCGGCACCGAGCUUGCGCCCUACUACAACACCGUGGCCGAGUUGAAAGCGGAGUACGAGAUGGUGCAACGCAAGCGCGAACAAGAACAACUACUGGCCAUGACCGCCCCAAAGGGGAUGAUUUCGCUGAACAUUGACGCAACAGAGUGGUUCAACCCGCGAAAGUACGACGACGAAGACGACGAUGAGGUGGAUGAUGACGGCAGCAGCAGCAGCAGCACUUGGUACCGCGAUGAUGGUGACGAUGUUGAUGGUGAUGAAGAUGACGAUACACAUGAUGAUGACGAAGAUGGUGGUGAUGGCGGCGUGUCUGCCACAUCAUACCGCUUCGCUGAUGAUGAUGACGAUGAGGAGGAGGAUGUGGAUGACUUUGAUGAUUUCGACGACGAGGAAUAUUUUGACGACGACCUCACACUCAGCCGCAUCUUCUCGGGCAUUUACGUCUCCGGCAUGAAGUUUGAGCAGAGCGUGCAGACGCGCCCCACGUCCUCUGACACAAUCACCCUCAACGGGACACUCAGCACACAGUUCACCAAGGGCACAGGGCAGGUGUCUGGCACGUGGACGCAUCAGCUGUCGCCGUCGGUCUCGACCGAGACGACGCUCGCUGUCGGCAGCCACCGCCUCCUCCGCUGCAAAGUCCAGCAGUCCCUCCAGCACGGCAGGGGGCUCGCGUUUGCAGAUGUGAUGGCGACACACAUGAACUACCGCGGGCGGUCUCUGAUUGGCGUGGGCGCUUCCAUUGGAUUGCUGCGGUCGCUGACGGAUCGGGUGCAAGGCCUGCUGCACUGGAAGGUUGGCCUGGACUCGAGCAUGACCACCUCCUUCAUGUACAACCACGCCGCCGCCUCCCACUCCCUCGCAUGCAAGCUGUCUGCGCGCACGCCGUCGCUGAGUGUGCAGUCUGCGUUCCCGCUGACAGAUGACCUGCGCCUCAAGCUCACCGCCACCGCCACCCUCGACGACGUGUCGGUGGGAUAUGGCCUGGAGCGACAGCUCACCGACCACACCAAGCUUGGGCUGGGCCUGUACAGCAGCCGCGCCGAGGGCGUGUCUGUCCGCGUCAAGUUUGUCACCAUGCGCCAGGCGUAUGUGCUGCCCAUCCAGCUGUCGGACGAACUGUCCACCUCCGCCGUGGUGUACGGGACGCUCUUCCCGCUCAUCACCUACGCAGCUGUGCGGCAGCUUGUGAUUGUGCCGUGGCUGCGCUCCCUGGAGCGGCGGGAGCUGGCCGAGAAGCGUCGCCGCAAUGCCGUGCUGGUUGAACGGCAGCGGCAGCAGGCCAAGGCAGCCGUCGUGCUCAUGCAGGAGACGGUGCAGCGCAAGAUUGAGAGCGAGGAGCGUGUGCAGGGGCUCAUCAUCGUGCAGGCGUGGUACGGCAGGCUCGUGGGGGACGCCAGUCGAGGUACAGCGGCGGCGUCGUUCUUCGGUCUGUCAUCCUAUUCCUCGUCGUCAACGGAAGAAGAGGACCAGGACCUCGUGGUGGACGUGACUGUGCCGUUGCAGUGCUUGGUGAAGGACUCCAAGCUGAUACUCCAAGCGUCCUCGAAGGCGAGCCUGGUUGGCUUCUACGACCCGUGCUUGGAUGAGCCAAAGCAAUUGCGCGUGGUGUAUCGCUUCCACAAUGCGCUGCACGAGGUGACUGUCAACGACGACGAGGAACUCAGGAUCCCCAAGCGGUCGCACAAGAAGCAGCAGCAACAACAACAACAAUAA